AUCCAGCAGUUGACACUUUUUGGGAGGACGUGAGAAGCUACACCACGGUUUCCAACUGACACUCUGGGGAGUUGAUAUGGCGCUUCAACGAACGGCUGAAAAUAUGUCCUUUGAUGAGGAGUUGGCAGGGAACCUGAAAAUGCCAUCUAUAAAAUAUGACAAGCCAGUGAUACUCGACAAUCAUGAUGGAACUAUUACACUCAAGUAUGAACCAAAAGAAAUUGGCACCCAUGAACUACAAAUUAAAUAUAACUUAGAACAAAUACAAGGCAGCCCGUACAAAAUUCAUGUUGAUAAUGUGGGGAACGGUACACUCACUGCCUAUGGCGCGGGACUCGUGAGAGGCGUUGCUGGGGAACCUUGCACGCUCACAGUAUCAAGCAACAAAAGCAAUGCCAUGGGUAAAAUAACCGUGGAAGUAAAUGGUCCGUCUAAAGCUGAAGUGACUUGUCACGAUAACAAAGAUGGUACAAUCAGUGUAACAUACGUUCCUCCGUCUCCAGGAGAAUACAAAGUGUCCAUCAAAGCUGGAGACAAACACAUUCGCGGAAGCCCUUUCCCAGCAAAAAUUACAGCUGAGGGACGCAAGCGCAGUCAAAUUACCUUUGGUCAUUCCAGCGAGGUUACGUUAAAUGUACAAGAAAAGGAAGUGAAAUGUCUCAAUGCCAGCAUAGUCGCACCAUCGGGUUUGGAGGAGCCUUGUUUCGUCAGGAAACGAACGGAUGGAUCACUAUGCAUAUCUUUCACUCCCCGGGAAGAAGGUGAGCACAUAGUGCACGUAAAGAAAAUGGGAAAUCACGUUCCAGGAAGUCCCAUGAAGAUUAACGUUCUCGUAAAAGACAUUGGAAAUGCUUCAAAAAUCAAAAUUACUGGCAACGGUUUAAAAGAAGGGAAAACGCAUGCAGAAAAUCAAUUUGUAUUACAUACUGCUGAUGCUGGUUAUGGUGGCAUCAACUUCUCUGUAGAAGGGAGGAGUGCAGCCGAACUUAAAUGUGAAGAUAAAGGGGAUCGAGUACUAGUAUGUUCUUAUAAACCUACAGAGCCUGGAUAUUACGUUAUCAACUUAAAGUUUGCAGAUCACCAUGUCCCAGGCAGUCCAUUCACCGUGAAAGUUACUGGACCUGGUUCAAAUAUCAUCCGAGAAACUUUUAAGAAAAAGAUUGAACAAGCACCCAUUGUUGACAUCGGACAAGAAUGUAAACUUGUUUUCCGCCUUCCAGGAACCAAUGCAUUCGACAUGGCUGCCAAAGUAACCAAUCCAACCGGAGUAACGGACGACGCAGUUAUUGUGGACAUGGAAGACUGUCAGUACGGAGUCUUUUUUUCUUCGAAAGAACCCGGUGUCCACACCAUCAGCGUCAGGUGCAAAGACAUCCAUAUCCCGGGUUCGCCGUUCCAAUUUACUGUUGGUUCCAUGCAGUCUUUUGGAGCACACAAAAUGCAUGCUGGAGGUUUGGGUCUGGAGCGUGGUGGAGCGAAUGAGCCAUGCGAAUUUAAUUUGUAUACAAGAGAAGCUGGACCUGGAGUCUUAAGCAUGUCUGUCGAGGGACCAUCGAGAGCAGAAAUUAGCGCCAAAGAUAUUGGUGACGGCGCUCUGUACGUUAUGUAUAAAGUCACCGAACCAGGGGAAUACCGAAUCGGUAUUAAAUUCAACGACGAGCCUAUUCCUGACAGUCCUUUCAAAGUGUACAUCCUUCCAGAAGUAGGAGACGCGCGAAAAAUUGAGCUGGGUCAUGUUCCCGAUGCUGGAUUGCAGGUAAACAAGCCCAUAGCCUUUACGAUCCAGAUGAACGGAGCGAAAGGCCUCAUCGAUGGAAAAGUAGUCGCCCCCUCUGGAGGAGAAGACGAUUGCUUUGUCUCGCCCAUUGAUGAAGAUUCGUGGGCAUUACGAUUCAUUCCUCGAGAAAACGGAAUACACCAGAUUCAUCUUAGGCAUAACGGGACACACAUCCCCCAGAGCCCUUUCAGAAUAGUCAUCGGGCACGAUGAUGCUGAUCCAGCAGCAGUACAAGCAACUGGGGCUGGUCUCAAAGAAUGUAAAUCAGGUGUAAAGACCGACUUUUUGAUUAACACUUGUAACGCUGGAUCGGGGCAACUAGCGGUCAACAUCGAAGGUCCGUCCAAAGUGUCCAUGGACUGUACAGAAGUGGCAGAUGGUUAUGAAGUUCGAUAUACUCCUUUAGCUCCAGGAGACUACUUUGUUAUAAUCAAAUACAAUGGCUAUCACAUUGCAGGAAGUCCUUUCAAAGUUCAUUGUACAGGCUUGGCUGUUGCUGAACCAGGAGCAAACGAAUCUUCUUCCGUGGUGGUUGAAACCGUAGUCAAACAGUCAAAGCACAAAGGAGACCAAAUGCCGAGGUUCCGGUCAGAUCCGGCGAGAAUCACCAGUAAAGGACCCGGGCUCAAGAAAGCAAUUACGCAUAAAAUGAAUUCAUUUCAAGUCAAUUGCCAAGAUGCAGGAAAUAAUAUCCUCUUUGUAUCUCUUUAUGGACCCAAAGGACCGUGUGAAGAGACCCACAUAAAGCAUACUGGCCGCAACAUAUUCAACGUGUCUUACCUUGUGAAAGACAGAGGAGAACAUAUUCUCAUAGUAAAAUACGGCAACGACCACAUCCCUGGUAGCCCCUUCAAGGUAAACGCAGGUAGAUAACUUCUAAUGUCAACAUCUGCUAAAGUGGCCCUGUUUUCAGCAAGUGGAAUAGCAAUUGCAACAGUUGCGUAUGUGCAUUUAAAACAAGAAUGGGAGCGUCAAAAGUUACAUGAAGGAGUGAUAAAAGACAUGGAAAGACAAAAACUUAAU
Messenger RNA from Uloborus diversus, 2800 nucleotides. RefSeq names its product filamin-A-like. The record is from RefSeq and is a predicted model, not a curated record. NCBI's taxonomy places the organism in Eukaryota, Metazoa, Arthropoda, Arachnida, Araneae, Uloboridae. Gene Ontology annotation, molecular function: actin filament binding. The transcript is spliced from 16 exons. The coding region runs from base 77 to 2650 and encodes 857 amino acids. Gene Ontology annotation, biological process: actin cytoskeleton organization.